Messenger RNA from Sphaeramia orbicularis (orbiculate cardinalfish), 1315 nucleotides. RefSeq names its product RNA polymerase I and III subunit C (gene polr1c). The record is from RefSeq and is a predicted model, not a curated record. The coding region runs from base 36 to 1091 and encodes 351 amino acids. NCBI's taxonomy places the organism in Eukaryota, Metazoa, Chordata, Actinopteri, Kurtiformes, Apogonidae. Gene Ontology annotation, biological process: DNA-templated transcription. The transcript is spliced from 9 exons. Gene Ontology annotation, molecular function: protein dimerization activity; DNA binding. Gene Ontology annotation, cellular component: RNA polymerase I complex; RNA polymerase III complex.
GUCAUUGUUGUGGGCGGAGUCAGUGAAGAGAAAAAAUGGCGGCGACUAUGAAGAGCGUGGAAGAAAUCAGGACUCGAAUAAUUCUGGGAGAAUUUGGUGUGAAAAACGUUCACACCACGGACUUCCCUGGAAACUACCCUGGCUAUGAUGACACGUGGAAUAUGCAGAAUUUUCAAAAGAACUUUAGAAUUGAUGUGGUCCAAAUGGAUGAAAGCAGUAUGGAGUUUGACAUGGUGGGCAUUGAUGCAGCCAUUGCUAAUGCCUUCAGAAGGAUCCUACUGGCAGAGGUUCCCACCAUGGCAAUAGAAAAGGUGUUCAUCUACAACAACACAUCAAUCGUCCAGGAUGAAGUGCUGGCCCACAGAUUGGGCUUGAUACCUAUCAAAGCUGAUCCUCGUCUCUUUGAGUACAGGAACACUGGAGAAGAGUCCACAGAAGAGGAAGGUUCAGAAAUAGACACAAUUCAGCUACAGCUCAAGAUCAAAUGUAGCAGAAACCCUAGAGCCAGUAAAGACACGUCAGAUCCACGAGAGCUCUAUCUUAACCACAUGGUUUAUUCCAGAGAUAUAAAGUGGGUUCCCAUUGGUAACCAGGCAGAUGUGUUUGCAGACAGCAUGAUUGCACCAGUACAUGAUGACAUCCUGAUAGCUCAGCUGAGGCCGGGGCAGGAGCUGGACAUUGUUAUGCACUGUGUGAAAGGCCUUGGUAAGGAUCAUGCAAAGUUCUCCCCGGUGGCCACAGCGAGUUACAGACUGCUCCCAGAAAUCACCAUCCUGGAGCCAGUGGAGGGAGAGAAGGCCGAGCGCUUGAAACGCUGCUUCUCCAGAGGAGUCAUAGACCUGGAAGAUGUAAAUGGGAAGAAGGUUGCCAAAGUAGUGAACAGUCGUCUGGACACUUGCAGUAGAGAAGUCCUCCGACAUGAUGACCUGAAGAACCUGGUGAAGCUUGGGCGAGUGCGAGACCAUUUCAUCUUUACAGUGGAGUCGACGGGCAUCCUGCCUCCAGAGAUUCUGGUCUCAGAGGCCAUCAAAGUCCUCAUGGCCAAGUGUCAGAGAUUCCUCAAUGAACUGGACUCCACUGACACAGAGUGACUGACCAUGCUUAGUCCACAACACAUGAUGAACAUGCCUCAUCCUAUCAGAGUGUGGUCUGCUGACAGUGCUUUUGGUGGAAUAGCAAGUAUUUAAAGUUAAAGGUUUUCUUUAUAUUUCAUAGACUUCACAUGUAUGUAUGUAUGUGUGUGUGUACGUGCGCAUGUGUAUAGGUUUCUGUAUUGUGAGGAAUAAACUUCCCAGUGACUUGCUGGGGAACUGAA